UAUUAAUGCAUUUUUCCUCUCAUCAUCCUACCUUCUCUCCUCCACCAAUUCCCACAAAGAAUUGACAAGAUGAAGUGGGUCACCUUUAUUUCCCUUAUUUUCCUCUUCAGCUCUGUUCAUUCCAGAGAAAUCUUCCGUCGAGAUGCACCUAAGAGUGAGAUUGCCAAACGGUACAGAGAUUUGGGUGAAGAGAAUGUAAAAGGCUUAGUUUUGAUCACAUUUGCUCAGUACCUCCAGAAAUGCCCAUUUGAAGAUCAUGUAAAAUUAGUGUCUGAGGUUGUGGAAUUCGCAAAAGGUUGUGCUGAUGAUGAGACGGGCGAAAAUUGUGGCAAAUCCCUUCACGAACUUUUAGGCGACAAGUUAUGUAAAGUGGCAAGUCUUCGGGAGACAUACGGUGAAAUGGCAGACUGUUGUGCUAAGCAGGAACCUGAGAGAAAUCAAUGUUUCCUGAGCCACAAAGAUGACCACCCAGACCUCCCUAAAAUCGUAGCCCCUGAACCUGAAACUUUGUGCCAAAAUUUCCAGGAGAAUGAAAACAGAGUAUUGGGAUAUUACCUGUAUGAGGUUUCCAGAAGACACCCAUAUUUCUAUGCUCCAGCACUCCUUGCCUAUGCUCAUCAGUACAAGGAGGUAGUGAGAGCAUGUUGCCAGGAUGCUGACAAAGCCACAUGCCUCAAUGAUAAGAUCUCUGCUUUAAGAGAAAAAGUCUUAAGUGCAGGUGCAAAACAGAGAUUCCGAUGCUCCAGUUUGGAAGAGUUUGGCGAGAGAGCUGUCAAGGCUGGGCUCAUUGCUAGGCUAAGUCAGAAAUUCCCUAAGAUUGAAUUUGCUGAACUUCAUAAAAUAGUGGAUGAUCUUGCCAAGAUUCAUAAGGAAUGUUGCCAUGGUGACCUGCUGGAGUGUGCUGAUGAUAGGGUGGCUCUUUCUGACUACAUUUGUAAGAACCGUGAUUCAAUCUCCAGCAAACUUGGAGAAUGCUGUGACAAGCCUGUAAUAGAGAAGAGCCAGUGCAUUGGUGAUUUGGAGAAUGAUGACAUUCCUGCUGACCUCCCUAACUUCCUUGCUGAAUAUGUAGAAACCAAGGACGCUUGCCAAAACUACAAAGAAGCAAAAGAUCUCUUCUUAGCCAACUAUUUGUAUGACAGCGGAAGAAGACACCCCGAGCUUGCUGUUACCACACUGCUAAAGCUUGCCAAGGACUAUGAAAACACACUUGAAGAGUGCUGUGCCACAGCUGACCCUCCCACUUGCUAUGCCAAAGUGGCCAACGAUCGGGCAGCUGUAAUUGAAGAAAGCAAAAAUUUACUCAAGGAAAACUGUGCUCUUUUUGAAAAAGUUGGAGAAUACGGUUUUGAAAAUGCAAUGGUGGUCCGUUAUAGCAGGAAAGCACCUCAAGUGUCAACCCCAACGAUUGUCAACCUUGCACAUCACUUAGCAAAAGUUGGCUCUAAAUGCUGUAAAGCCAGUGACGAAGAGAAAAUGAGCUGUGCUGAGGGCUAUCUGGCCAUUGUGAUUGACAAACUGUGUCGCCUGCACGAGAAGACACCAGUGAGCCCCAGAAUCACCAAAUGCUGCAAGGACUCCUUGGUGAACCGCAGACCCUGCUUCACUGCCUUGGGAGUUGAUGACACAUAUGAACCCAAGGCAUUUUCUGCAGACACAUUCACCUUCCAUGCUGACCUAUGCACACUUCCUGAAGAGGAGAAACAGAACAAGAAACAGAGUGUACUUGCAGAACUUGUGAAACACAAGCCCAAGAUGACUGAUGACCAACUCAAGGGUGUCAUUACUGAGUUCUCUGCAUUCGUGGAGAAGUGUUGCAAAGCUGACAACCAGGAAGCCUGCUUUGCUGAAGAUGGUCCCAAACUGGUUGCUUCAGCUCAAGCUGCCUUAGCUUAAACACCAGACGGAUAAGCCGCCACUAGCAUUUCAGUUGACUAAUGGAAGAAGACAGAGACAGAAUUGAGGACCCACAAUUUAUCCAUCAGUUUUGUUUCUCUGUUGGCAUCAAACCAACAGAGUUAAGAAAAUUUUUUUUUUAUCCUUCCCCAGUGUUUCAAUAAAUAAAAAAGACAAGCAUAAACAAUCA
Dromiciops gliroides (monito del monte) is the source of this 2086-nucleotide messenger RNA. RefSeq names its product albumin (gene ALB). Gene Ontology annotation, cellular component: blood microparticle; cytoplasm. The record is from RefSeq and is a predicted model, not a curated record. Lineage: Eukaryota; Metazoa; Chordata; Mammalia; Microbiotheria; Microbiotheriidae. The transcript is spliced from 15 exons. Bases 70 to 1896 code for a protein of 608 amino acids. Gene Ontology annotation, biological process: transport.